Molecule: messenger RNA, 600 nt
Organism: Populus euphratica (Euphrates poplar)
Lineage: Eukaryota; Viridiplantae; Streptophyta; Magnoliopsida; Malpighiales; Salicaceae
Exons: 1
Coding region: 1-600 (199 amino acids)
Source: RefSeq, a predicted model, not a curated record
AUGCAAAGUGAUGGGCAGGAGGUAUCUCAACAAUCACUUGAAAUCAAACAAAAUGACAAGUUCUUCACAAGGAUUAUGUCCAAAGAAUCCUCCAUGGCCAAUUCUUCGAACAGGGUAUAUUAUGGAGGUGCUUCAGGUGCAAUUCCAUUCAUGUGGGAAUCAAGGCCAGGUACUCCAAAGCACACCUUUGCUGAUGCCUGUAUCCCUCCCUUGACACCUCCUCCUUCAUAUCAUUCAUCUUCAAAAUCAAACUCCAUGCACAAGAAUAAUGCAAGCCCAAAUAUCUUGACCACUUUAUUCCAUAGGUUCGUCCCUAAAAGGACUCGUAUGUCGCCAUCAUCUUCAAUGUCUUCAACCUCCUCCUCCUCGUCAUCUUGUUCGUCAUUUUAUUCAUCACAAUCAAACUUCAUGAAUUCAAAAUCUAAAAAGAGCUACGGUUUUUCAAGUGCAAGAUCGCUUAUUUGUUACAGGUUUGAUGAAAGAGACAAUGACUAUGAUAAUGAUGGACAUGGCCUUAGAUCACCCAUUUCAACUUUGUGUUAUGAUGUUAAACGUAAAGCCGUGAAUGGGUGCCACACUGCCAUGGUUACCAUUUCAUGA